Messenger RNA from Ascochyta rabiei, 2475 nucleotides. RefSeq names its product squalene synthetase-like protein. Lineage: Eukaryota; Fungi; Ascomycota; Dothideomycetes; Pleosporales; Didymellaceae. Bases 1 to 2475 code for a protein of 824 amino acids. Gene Ontology annotation, molecular function: nucleic acid binding. The record is from RefSeq and is a predicted model, not a curated record. The transcript has 3 exons.
AUGGGCAAGAAAAAGGGCAAGAACAAGGCCAAGAGCUCCGCGAAGAGCACCCCCAAGAGCACCCCCAAGCAAACGCCACGCCGCACGCCCUCCCAGUUCCAGCCAUGGCCCAAGGACGAAUCAGUGAAGAACCGCUUCUCCCUCGCCGACGAAGCUCGCUUUGUCUCGGGCCACCGCAAGAGUGCCUUCGAGGCCGGCAAGAAGCUGCGCAACAUGCCUGUCCAGUUCGUCAGCGCCGGCUUGCUGCAAGGCACCCUCGAGGAGCCUGAGCCUGAGCCUGUCUCUGCCGACGACUCUGCUUCUGCCGACGACGACGAAACCCCCGCGCCUUCCCCCUCCUCGUCCGCCCCGCCACCAGACAACACGCGAGCCAUGGCGCACAUGGUCAUUCGCAGCCCUUCGCCCGCCGUCUCACACGCCUCGAGUGAGUCCAGCGACGAGGUCCUUUUCAGAGGCCGUGGCAACACUUCGGCGCCUCUUUCCACCGCCACAUCGAGAGUCGAGAGUCCUCUGCCACAGAAACAAGCUGUCGCGGUCCCGGUCGCUGUCGCCGCGGCCAGAGACACCGCAGUCAAGGGCGCAAACGCAAACGCGCAAUCAGUGGCUGCUCGAGUGGCCGAGUCUACUUCACGCCUGGUCGAGGACGUGCAUGUUCAACCAAAGAUCAACGUCAGCAUUCGGGUCAAAAAUCCACACGUCGAUGACGCCGCCCCUGCCCCCGACGCCGUCCUCGCACCGGAAGCCGAUGCCGUGUCAGAUACCCAUGUCGUUGUCGACGCGCAGUUUGCGAAGCGACGUGGAGGCAAGCCUGGGUGGGAAGGCGCGACAACACCAUGGGAACACAAGUCCAAGCCAGGCAUAGGAUGGCUGCCUGUCGAGCAUCGUCCAGGAACAGACGCUUUCUUGCAUGAUGAUGUCGACCCUCGCGAUGCCGCCAUGGAGGACUACAUGCAGAACAUGGAGGAUUUUGGUCUGACCAGCGACAUGAUGGCCGCCUCAGGCUUUGCACGUCGCGAGAUGGAUCUCGACGCCGGUAGCCACAACGACUGGGAGUCGGCUUCCGGAAGCCAGCCAGGCGAUGAAGAAGCAGGGCCGACCGACAGCUGGGACUCUGACAUGCUCCAGGAUCUCGAGGGUAUGAGCACGUCAUCAGAUGUCAUGGACACCGUUGUUCGCAUCUUGUCGAAGCGCAAUCGCAAGAGCGGAGUUCAAUACCUGUGCGUUUACGAAGGCUCCGUCGUCGAUGACGCUCGCUGGCUGCCCGGCGGUUACCUUCAGAGUUCUGCCGAGAAGGACUUGAUCCAAGCUUUCGAAGAAGCUCUCCUGCUCCGUAAGAAGGCUGAAAUGGGUGACAGCAGCACAAGCGACGACGACGGCGACAGCGACGACGGCGAUAGCGACGACGACGACUCCUCCAAUGAUGAUUCCGACGAAGACGGCGACGAUGCGUUUGGUGAAGACGAAGAGCUCGAUGACGAGACCAUCGCACGAGUCCUACAGAAGCAAGAGGAGCUGGGCCUAGGCGCAGACGAGCUUAUGCUCUAUGCAGCCGAUGACUACUUUGGCGGAUCAUCGCGUGCAGAUGACUACAUCCCGCUCGGCGUUGGUCGAUCGAACAGGAAGCAGCAGAAGCGUGGCGGACGAAGAAAUCGCGAGCCUACCUUUCCUUCAGCGUCUGCCAUGGCAGAUGCGCUCGAUAUGGAUCCUUACAACGGGUUCGACAUCAUGGAUACCGACCGCCCAUCAUUACGACCGAGGAAGAAGGGCCGACGUGGCCAGAUGCCCUUCGAGCUUGAUGACUCUGACCUCAACGAACAAUUACAGAAUUCUUGGGAAAAUGACCGUCAAAAGAAGCGCAUGAAGAAGGCCGAACGCGAGGAGCUACGGCAGCAAGGCCUUCUUGGCAGGAAGGGUAAGGCGCCUAAUCUAAAGGUCAAGUACAAGGACGGGAUCAUGAUGGAAGACGUUCUCGAAGAGAUGCGCGAGUUCUUGAUUGGCGGUAUGCAAACCUUGGCUUUGCCUCCUAUGGAUGCAUCUCGUCGUGCGACGAUCCAUCAAGCUGCAGACUUCUUCAAGCUGACAUCCCGCUCUCGUGGAGAUGGCCUCGAUCGUUUCACCGUCCUCACAAAGACCACCCGUACACGCACCUAUACCGACAACGAAUUCGACAAGGCCAUUCUUCACAAGGGACUGCUCUAUCGUCUCACAGGGCCAGCCUUCUCGCAGAAAGGCGACCGUCCUCGCAAGUCGGCAACCGUCCGUUUCGGGGGAGCACGAGGCAAGCCUUCGACCGGCUACCGCGAUGGCGAAACCGUGGGUGCCAACGCGCCUGAGAUUGGCCCCGAAAACAAGGGCCACGCUUUGUUGGCCAAGAUGGGUUGGUCCAAGGGUAUGGGACUCGGUGCUCUGGACAACAAGGGCAUCCUGCAGCCGAUUGCGCACACUGUGAAGAUGACAAAGGCGGGUUUACAGUAG